Molecule: messenger RNA, 495 nt
Organism: Mesorhabditis belari
Lineage: Eukaryota; Metazoa; Nematoda; Chromadorea; Rhabditida; Rhabditidae
Source: the annotation of a GenBank genome assembly
AUGGCAAUCUCUCGAUUCGGUCUCGCGACUCUCGCUUGUAUACUCACUCUGACACAGGCCGGCCUGCUCGAUACAGCCGUGAAAGGAACCACAACCGACUAUGCCAAAUUCUUCCAAGAUUCUUUCAGCUCCGUCAAGGAUCUUGUCCCAUCAUCUCAAUCGGAAUUGGUUCUCAAUGCGAAUCGAGUCAAAGACCUACUUCUUGCCGUCAACAGCAAAAAAGCGUUGCUGGGAGCGUUGGCUGGAACUGAUCAGAAAAACACGCUCAACAUGGCUGGUUCUCUGUUAAGAGAAGUGUCAGGAUUCAGUAGCAAGGUGUCUCGGGAUGGCGAAGCUCGUUUCAAUCAAAACAAAAGCAUGUGGGACUCCUUGUUGAACAAAGUUUUCAAUACCGCUGGACUCCUUAAACUUCUCCCCCUUCUUACAAAGGCUUCACCACAAGCCCCAAUCGUCUCGGCAAUUUUGGCUCCAAUCGUCCUUGCCAUCUACCGCUUC